AAAAUUGUCGGCUCUGUAUAAGCCUUCCGAUUUUUGGACGCAUACCCAUUGCCAGUCCACACUCUAGUUUGGGAAACUGCAACAUGUGGAUUUUUGGGUGGAAAGGGGCUUCUGGAUUCUCAGCCUGUUCCACAGCUGAGCAAGUCACACAAGGGAUUGAUGGAACUGGCCUCACUGCUAUUGUCACAGGAGCAUCAAGCGGCAUCGGUGCGGAGACAGCGAGAGUUCUUGCUUUGCGUGGUGUACAUACAAUUAUGGCGAUAAGGAAUUUGGAGGCCGGUAAGAAUGUUGCAGAAGCAAUACUCAAGGAAAUCCCCACCGCUAAGAUUGAUGUUAUGCAGUUAGAUCUCAGCUCAAUGACAUCUGUCAGGAAAUUUGCAUCUGAAUAUAUUUCCUCGGGUUUUCCACUAAAUAUACUAAUUAACAAUGCAGGUAUUAUGGCGACUCCUUUCAUGCUUUCUCAAGAUAACAUAGAAAUGCAGUUUGCAACAAACCAUGUAGGACAUUUUCUUCUGACGGAUCUCUUGCUGGAAACCAUGAAAAGGACGGCGCGUGAAAGCAACCAAGAGGGAAGAAUUGUUAAUGUAUCAUCAGAAGGUCACCGGUUUGCAUACCGCGAAGGAAUUCGUUUUGAAAAAAUUAAUGAUGAAUCAGGCUACAUCAGUUUAUGUGCUUAUGGACAAUCAAAGUUGGCUAACAUUUUGCAUUCUAGUGAGCUUUCAAGACGCCUUAAGGAAGAUGGAGUAAAUAUAACCGCAAAUUCACUUCAUCCUGGAUCAAUAGCUACAAAUCUUCUGCGAUAUCACAGCAUUGUAAAUGAAGCAUUGUCGAUGCAUUGCGUCUCUUAUUGGUAAAUUCGUGCUUAAAAAUGUUCAGCAGGGAGCAGCAACUACAUGCUAUGUAGCACUGCAUCCACAGGUUAAGGGGAUAACUGGUGAAUAUUUUAUGGACAGUAACCUAUCCAGCCCAAAUUCUCAGGCUAAAGAUGCAGAAUUGGCAAAAAAACUAUGGGAUUUUAGCUUGGGAUUGACCAAUCCCAAGUGAGUGGAUGGCCUCAUAUUCUUGUGAACAAGUGCAUUUAGGGACUUUGGGGUGUUGUGUGGAUUUUUAAUUUUAUAUGGUUCUUGAACAUCCCUCUGAGAUUGUAUGUUUAUGUUGAUCAAUCCAUAUUUCAAAAGGUGGUGUGUGCCUAUGUUGUGAAUUAAAUAGGAGGAAACUUUCUAUAAUGACAAAAGCAGUUGUGGGCUUUUUA
Messenger RNA from Manihot esculenta (cassava), 1252 nucleotides. Its product is annotated as short-chain dehydrogenase TIC 32, chloroplastic. Bases 84 to 854 code for a protein of 256 amino acids. The record is from RefSeq and is a predicted model, not a curated record. NCBI's taxonomy places the organism in Eukaryota, Viridiplantae, Streptophyta, Magnoliopsida, Malpighiales, Euphorbiaceae. The transcript is spliced from 9 exons.